UGUAUCACUCAGACACGCACACGUAUAUACACAAACUCUCUCUCUCUCUCUCUCUGAUUACUUUUCCUAAACACCUUCUUUGAGAGCCUCUCUAAUUGGGUUUUGCUUCUGAAGAAACCAUUAAUCUUGGAAUUUGAGGUUGCAGGAAGAUUCCAGGCAAAGCAAGCAGGGCUACGUCGAGUCAGAGGACCCCCUCCUCUCUAUUUCUCUCUGUGUCUUACACAUAAAACAACGUUCAUUUUGUGGUUGAUUUUUAGGGUUUCAGAAAGAGUCCCACAGAAGGGCAAGGGCAAUUAUUGAGAACUGGACGAGGGUGCAGGCCGUGGGAGAGGACUAACAUGACCUUGUCGGUUGUUCUGCAAGACUCCUCUCUGAGUGUAGUCAUAACUCAGUUUGAGUGCAAAGCUCACGCUCACGCUCACGCUCACGCUCAGGCCAAGUUUUCUUAUAUUUGCUUCUAAGCUGAGGCAAUCACAGCUCCCUCUCUUUUAAUGCUACAGUCUGAUUUUCAGGAUGGGAUGAAUUAGGGUUGAGAGGAAUACAGCAACUUCCAUAACAAACAGAAAUCAGAAAGGAAACGAGGAUGUUUUGAGAGUCAUCAUUUUUAUUAUUUUCAAAACACAAAGGGAGACUGAGAUCAAGGAUUCACAUCAGAAAUCAGAUUUAAAAUGGAACUGAGAGGCCAAGAUAAAGAAAUAGGGAUGCCGAGCACCUUGAGCUAUAAUCCAUCCCACAGAGAGUCAACCAACAAGCUGUCUUCUCCAAUUGUAGCUUCAGCUGUGGGAGAAAGACGAAGGGAUCAAACUGUUCAUGGUAACACGAUCGUUAACCCAGUUCAAGCCCUAGAUCAUCGUCCUGUUUAUCAUCAUCAUCAUCCUCCUCCUCCUCCUCCUCAACAGUCAGAUCCACAUCCACAGCAAGAUGCACACAAAACCAGAAGAGAUCCAGACCCAAAUCCAGAUCCAGUCCCAGCUCUUGCAGCCACAGGUGCAAUAAGCACACCAACCAGUACUGGCGCAUCAACAUUAAAAUCACCACUCCCACGAAGCACCUCUACCAUUAGGGCUGCACCAAAGGUGAGAUAUAGAGAAUGUUUGAAGAACCACGUGGCCAGCACGGGCGGGCACGUUGUGGAUGGCUGCGGAGAAUUCAUGUCAAGCGGGAAGGAAGGCACCCCGGAGGCCUUAAAGUGUGCAGCUUGUGAAUGCCACCGGAAUUUCCAUCGGAAAGAAGUCGAGGGUGAUUCUAAAUAUGUUUCCAAUUGUUACUACCCGAACCCCAGCAUAAACAAUGGCCAAAGAGAAAUGGUACCUACUCAACAUCAUCCUCCAUUCCCUCCUCCCUCGGCUCAUGUAUUUCACCAUCACCAGAAAUUCCCGCAUGUUCUAUCCACAGCUCCAUUGACCGGAGCCACCGCGCCGAUGAUGAUGGCCUUUGGAGGCGGCGGUGGAGCGCCAGCCGAGUCUUCGAGCGAAGAUCUCAAUAUGUUUCGGUCUAAUGUUGGUAUGCAAACUUCCGUACAAGCGCCGCAAUCCAAAAGGAGGUUUCGGACAAAAUUUACUCAGGAACAGAAAGAUAAGAUGAUGGAAUUUGCUGAGAAGUUGGGGUGGAAGAUCCAGAAACAUGACGACCAAGAAGUCCAGCAGUUCUGUUCGGAAGUGGGUGUAAAGAGGCAAGUUUUCAAGGUAUGGAUGCACAACAAUAAACAAUCCAUGAAGAAGAAGCAAAUGUAAGGCAAAUCAAACUCUUCAAACCCUUGAGAUUACUUUUACUGAUCAGCAAAUGCAUAUAUUUGGUGAAUGAUUAGAUUAGAUAUGCACAGAGGUACUACAGAAUGGAGGAGUUAGAUUACCCACCCACUACUGUACGUAUUAUUAGCAAUAAUUUUUUUUUUUUUUUGGUGCAAUUCGCAGUGAUGCUAUAAAUUAACCUCAAUCAAUCUGUAAAUCUUCUUCUAAUUUGGCGACUCUUGGUAAUCAUAAUUAAUAUUCUCUCAAUAAUUGGUACGCCCAUGUUUAUUAUCUUUGUACU
Molecule: messenger RNA, 2031 nt
Organism: Juglans regia (Persian walnut)
Lineage: Eukaryota; Viridiplantae; Streptophyta; Magnoliopsida; Fagales; Juglandaceae
Product: zinc-finger homeodomain protein 6
Exons: 3
Coding region: 669-1733 (354 amino acids)
Biological process (GO): regulation of developmental process; regulation of DNA-templated transcription
Cellular component (GO): nucleus
Molecular function (GO): DNA-binding transcription factor activity; transcription cis-regulatory region binding
Source: RefSeq, a predicted model, not a curated record